Molecule: messenger RNA, 14342 nt
Organism: Lagopus muta (rock ptarmigan)
Lineage: Eukaryota; Metazoa; Chordata; Aves; Galliformes; Phasianidae
Product: olfactory receptor 14A16-like
Exons: 1
Coding region: 8759-9745 (328 amino acids)
Biological process (GO): G protein-coupled receptor signaling pathway
Cellular component (GO): membrane
Molecular function (GO): olfactory receptor activity; G protein-coupled receptor activity
Source: RefSeq, a predicted model, not a curated record
AACCCCCCUGCCAAAGCAGGUUCCCUACAGCAGGUCGCACAGGUAGGCAUCCAGGCAGGUCUUGAACAUCUCCAGAGAAGGAGACUCCACCACCUCCCUGGGCAGCCGUAACCACCAGUACAUACACUCAACACUCAACAGCCCGUACAAGUGCUCUGAUUGUGGAAAGUACUUUAAAUGGAGAUCCCACCUAACCCGCCACCUGCGCCUCCAUACAGGAGAGAGACCCUUUAAGUGUCCUGAGUGUGGGAAGAGUUUCAAAAGAACUUCUGAAUUGAACCAGCACCAGCGCAUCCACACAGGAGAGAGACCCUACAAGUGCUCUGAGUGUGGGAAGGGCUUCAAAAGCAGUACUGAAUUGAAACAGCACCAGCGCAUCCACACAGGAGAGAGACCCUGUAAGUGUCCAGAGUGUGGGAAGAGCUUCAAAAGAAGUUAUGAAUUGAAGCUACACCUGCGCAUCCACACAGGAGAGAGACCCUAUAAGUGUCUUGAGUGUGAGAAGAGCUUCAAACACAGAUCUAAUCUCAACACCCACAAGCACAUCCACAGCGCACACAGGCUUAAGAAGCAUCUCAAGAUGCAGGGAACCUUCAAAAGCAGUUUCAGCCUCGUUAACUACCAGCACAGCCACACAGGAAACAGAGUCUGCAGAGCCCCGAGGGUGGGAAGAGCUUCAGCCAGAGCCCCAGCCUGGUCAGCACCUGUGGCUUUGUGUGGUGAAGAACCUUACAAAUCCCGUGAGUAGAGGAAGAGCUCUGCAGCUAAACUGAAUCCCCAUUCUCCUUCUUUGCGUGGGAAUGACCCCUAUUGCUCUCAUUAAGCUGCAGUCAAGGUAUUGUGUGGACACUCUAAGGAGAGUCCAGAGUGGGACGUGUCACAGCCACUGGAAACCCUCUGAGGCACAUUUCUGCCAGGGCUGUGUGCAGGGAGAUGCCUUGGAAUUCACUUCUGAUCUCCCCUGCAGAAACUCAACUGCUAUGAGAGCAGGUGAGGACCCAAUGUAAAUCUCAGCUGGGCUGAUAUGUCACCAGGAAGGAAGAAAUUCCGUUUGCAAGCAGUGUGGGAAGAGCUUCAUCUGGAGCUCAACCCUCAGUAGAUCCCAGAGAGCCAACCAAGGGGAAACUCUCUGUGAGUGCUGUCCAGAGCUGGGAGCACAUCACACACCGGUGGAUCCACGUGAGGAACCCUACAGAUGUGCAGCCUGCAAGAAGAGCUUUGGGCACAGCUCGAACCUGCUGAGGUACCAGAGUGUCUGCACUUGGGUGGAGUCCAAUCCGUGCCUGCACCAGUGAGUUCACGUGGCUGGAAGCCUUAGAAAUGCCUGGAGUGUGAGAAGGGCUUUGUGCAGAGUGCAGAGCUCCUCACUCACAGGAGAUGGCACUCGUGGAAGAAGUGUUAUAAAUGUCCCAUGUGUGGGAAGAGCUUUUACCUGGGGAUCCACUCAGUGCAGAGACCAUGGAAAUGCCUGCACUGCAGGAAGAGCUUCAUCCAGAGCUUGAUCCCCAUUGAACAUUGCCCAGUCCACAUGAGAUGGUGGCCCUGCAAAUGUCUCUGGUGCAGGAAAAGAUUGUGUCUGGGCUGGCACCUCAUUUUUCACAGGAAAACUGCUAGCGGAGAGACCUUGAGGAUUCUGGCAAGCCCAAGGAUGACGCCCAGAUGCUUUUCCCCACACAGGAGGAGUUUGCAAAGGAGAUGGCAUCACUGGCACCCUCUGCAGAAGGGACUUAACCCAGGAGCUUCAGAUGGCCUCUCCUUGCUACCCAACGCAGUUCUCUCACCAUGCCCGCUUUCCUCUUCUGCUCUUCCCGCCAGCAGCUUUUUGAUGCCGUUUCCUAAGGAGAAGCUGUGUAGGGAUGUUCUGUGUGUCUGUGUGCAUGUGUUGCUCUCAGUAAUUUAUGAGUUCUCUGAUGAACCUGAGGGAAGGGUCAGGAGAGCAGUAACGUGGCUCUUGGGGGUUUUCUGAAAAUCAUCUGUAGAGGAAUGAGAAGGGGGUGAAUAAAGUAACUGAGUUGUACUGAAGCUUUCUUCACUGUAGUUUUGGUUUUUUGUUCUUAAAAUAAAUGUCAGCAUGUGGAAUGAGGAGAGGGAAAGGUGCAAUCAGGAUUUGGUUUUGGUGCCAACUCCAGCCCACUGCUUGCUUCUGGAGAAGGCAUUUCUUUCACACAACACUAUCAUCCUUCCUGCACCUUGUGCUGCACCUUGGUUCUACUGCUCUUCUUGACUGCUUUAAUCAAGAGCUCAGAGCAACUGUGUGACACCAAGCCUUGUUUGUCUCCAAUAAAUCUACAAAAAGCUGAGCUUGUUCUUCCUAAAUGCACCAUCCCAUGUUUCAGGAGGUGGAGAGAGCAGAAGGCAGUGCAAAGCUACAGGGUGCACCAGCAGCUCAUCCCCACAGCACAGAGAUACCAGAGUGCUCUACAGUGUGUGCUUGCCUUGCAAGUGGUACCUUCUGAGCUUGAAGGUUUUUCUUUUGACCUUGGGAAGGUAUUUUGAGAUCUCCUUCACAUUUGUUGGGCUCAGCUAAAGCUGCUGUGCUUUGAAUAUGGCUUGCAGGAUGUGGAGAUUGAUUUUGGUAAGCUAGUGAAGCUGUUUUUCCACUUUUUCCCUGGGAGAAAAAAAAAAAAAAAUACUGUUGAUUUCCUCCCAUGUUUUGUCACACAUUGUUUUUAGUUGCAUUUAGAGUUACUCAAGAUUUUUUUCUCUGACUCUGAACUUCCCAUCUUUUCCUCUGCUCUGGGGAAAGUGCUUCUGUUGUGGACAUGAGUCCUUGCAGAGUUGUGACUGCAGCGCCCCAUCUACAGGAACAGGAGCAUUUCAGAUGCCACAAUGGUUUGUUUUAGUUGUGGUAAAAUCGUGGGCAUGGAGGUGGGGGACUUCCAUUCUCGGUGUGCAUGUUCACUUGGGAGGCUUUGUCUUGGUGAAUUCUAGUAGUUGCAUCCACCCCACAGAAAGCUCUGCCCUCUGUGUCAUAGGUCACCUCUGCACCCAUGGAAUCAACACAGGCACAGACAGAGCUCCCAAGGGAACAACCAGCCCCCCAGGUGCCCAUGUGCAAGGCUGUUAGGUGUUACUGGUUUUUCCAGAGCCAAUGAGCUCUGUGGUUUUCAUGGCCAACUGAUUAUAUACAACUGUUGAAGUCAUGUGGGAGAUACUCACACAUCCACCCAGGAGCAGAAGUACUCUCUGGCUUGCUUAGGGGACUCAGUAUCAGUCAGUGGGAAAAAAGCAGUGUGAGAGCAAUCAUUUUGCUUCUCUAAUCUUCCUACUGCUGAUGUUAUCUACAGUGACAAUGUCUCACAUUCUUUGAGUGAGGAAAUGCAAAACUGUGCAGUCAGAACUCAUGCCCUGAGAAGCAUGUUGAGAAUGCAGGGCAGGGGGCCAGACAGAUCACUGCAUCAAUAUCAGUGCCACCAAAAAAUGAUGGAGAGUCUUAGUAAUUGGGGGCUCCUGGCUGGGGAGAACUGAGGCUGCCAUUUGUUGCCUGGGUGAAGGGGCAGCAUCAUGAUCAAGGCUUUGGGUAUUCUGAUCUUGCACAGGCUUUUGAGAAACUGGGUAUGUGGGCUCUUGAUGGACUCCGACCGAGCAAGUGAGGCACACCUGUGCUGGGGAGCAUGCUGUCUGCAUUGAUUACCAGGGCUUUAAACUAGGUCUGAAGAGGCAAGGGAGGGAAAUUCAUUGUGGCAGAGAAGGGCUUAGGGAUGUUGUCACUGUUGGAGAUUGCAGAGAAAACCUCUGAGCUGUCCCAUAGGAUCAUACAGGGACUCCUCAGAGAAGGUCAUGUUGCCAGUACCCCAUCCAAAAUCUUCCUGUGUCCCUCUAGGGGUAACUGCACCUGCGCUUCCCUGAAGUGCCAGUAGACCAGUGCGCAUAGCAUGGGAAAUAAACAGGAUGAGCUGGAGAUCUGUGUACAGUCGCAGGGCCAUGAUCUCACUGCAGUCACGGAGAUGUGGUGAGACAGCUCACAUGAUUAGAAUGCUGUCAUGGAGGGCUGUGUCCUUUUCAAGAAAGACAGGCUGGGGAAGCAAGGUGGAGGAGUUGCCCUUUAUGUGAGACAACUAGAAUGGAUUGAGGUGCACCCAUGAGUGGGUGAAGAACGUGUGGAUUGCUUGUGGGUGAGAAUUAAGAGCAGGGCUGGUAUGGCCGACACUGUUGUGGGGUGUACUACAGUCACCAGAUCAGGAGGGUGAAGUCGAUGAGGCCUUCUUCAUGCAGCUGGAAGUAGCCUUGCAAUCCCAUGCACUGGUUCUCAUAGGGGACUUGAAUCAUCCACUAUCCGUCCAAUAUCUGCUGGGUAAACAACAUGCUCAGGCACACAAAACCCAGAUGGUUUCUGCAAUGUGCUGAAGAUAAUUUUGUCACGCAGGUGUUGGAGGAGUCAGCAAGGGAUGGGGUGAUUUUGGACCUUGUUCUUUCCAGCAGGCAUGGGCUUGUUAGGGAUGAGAAGUUUGGGGGAAGCUUGCGAUGCUGAUCAUGAGAUGGUAGUGUUCAAGAUCUUGGGUGGAAGAAGUAAGGCAAAAAGUGGGAUUGCUGCCCUGGACUUUCAGUGAGCCCACUUCAACAAUUUCUGGGACCUACUUGGAGGUGUUUCAUGGGCUGGAGUGCUUGAAGGUAAAAGGGCCCUUGAGAUCUGGCCAACAUUUAAACAGCACUUCUUCCAAGCUUAGGAUUAGUGCAUCCCUAGGAGUAGGAAAUUAUGGAAUGGAUUCAGGAGACCUGCAUGAAUGAGCAAGGAGUUCAUGGAUAAGAUCAAAGGGAAGAAGAAGGUUUAGGAAAAGUUGAAAAAAGGGCCUGUCCCCUUGGGAGGAGUAUAGGUGUGUUGUCAGAGCCUGCAGAGAAGCAACAUAGAAGGCUAAAGUUCACGCUGAGCUGAAGCUAGUGAAGGACAUAAAGGAUAAUAAGCAGGGUGAUCUUCUUACUCAUUUUAAUUUCUCUUUCCUUUUUCUCCUUUUCUCUGAGAGCUGUAAAGUAACUCAAGCCUUCUGUGAUUUCCUUAUGUAGCAUACAGCUUAGACAGAUAAAAUUGUGAGAGGGUCGACACAUAAAGGAUUACCAUUUUGUGGAAAUCUCCUGAAGGACUACAAGAGGAACAUGGCUGGAAAAGGACCUUAGAAGUGAUUCUUUCUGCACAAACUGACAGGUCAGCCCUCCCCUACAAUGGUAGUGCUAUGGUGCCAGAGACACCCAGCAGGACUCUGUGAUCAAUUUGUGCUGUUGUGUCACAAGGAACAACUAGUGAGACUGCAGAACCAUCAGAGUAAGGCAAUGCCAGGGUGAGUGCCAGUGCAGGAGUGUCUGCAGCCUGCAGGGAAAAGGAGGCGAGUGUAGGACUGCAUGGAACAGCCUCUGGUGGAGAUGGCCAACAGCACUGGCAAGGCUGGAGGGCCCUGGGAGAAAACCAAGGUCUUUGUCCUCUUGGCUGUGGCACUUGUGUCUGCUCUUGAGGCUCAAGAGGGCACAUGUUGUCAUCGUGCCACUGAGGCCUCCUUGCCUUCUUCCAGUCCUGUAGGGAGUAGUAGUAGCAGGCCAGUAGUUGUCAUAUUAUUUUUCCUCACAGAACACUACACAUGGACAUAGGACAGGUAUACUCUUCUUGGACAGGUACACUCUUCUUUGCGUAAGGAACUGGCUAGAGGGCCGUGGCCAAUGGGCAGUGGUUAAUGGAGCUAAGUCCAACUGGCGACCCGUUACAAGUGGUGUCCCCAAGGAGUUGGUACUGGGGCCCAUGUUGUUUAAUAUCUUUAUUGAUGGCCUUGAUGAAGGCACUGAGUGUGCCCUCAGUAAGACUGCAGAUGACACCAAGGUGGGAGGCAGUGUUGAUCUGCCUGAAGGUAGGGAGGCCCUGCAGAGGGAUCUGGAUAAGCUGGAUCAUUGGGCUGAGGGGAAUGGGAUGAGGUUCAACAAGGCUAAGUGCUGGGUCCUGCACUUUGGGCACAAUAACUCCAGGCAGCACUGCAGGCUUGGGCUGAGUGUCUGAAUGACUGUGAAGAGGAAAGGGACCUGGGGGAGUUGGUUAAUGCUUGGCUGAACAUGAUACAACAGUGUGCCCAGGUGGCCAAGAGGUCCAGCAUCCUGGCCUGCAUUAGAAACAGCGUAGCCAGCAGGAGCAGGGAGGUGAUCAUCCCCUCUACUCAGCACUGGUGAGGCUGCACCUCGAGUACUGUGUUCAGUUUUGGGCCCCUCACUAUAAGAAAGACAUUGAGGCCCUGGAGCGUGUCCAGAGAAGGGCAGCAAAACUGGUGAGGCGUCUGGAGCACAAGUCUUACGAGGAGCGGCUGAGGGAGCUGGGAUUGUUCAGUCUGGAGAAGAGGAGGCUCAGAGGAGACUUUAUUGUACUCUCAAACUUCCUGAAGAGAGGUUGAGAGGAGGAGGGUUUUGGCACCUUUUUCUCUCAGAGAGUGGUCACACAAUGGAAUGGCUGCCCAGGGAGUGGUGCAGUUGCCGACCCUGGCAGUGUUCAAGAGGCAUCUGGAUGAGGAGCUAUGAGAUAUGGCUUAGGGGUUUGUGGUAGCAAUGGUAAUGGUUGGACUGGAUGAUCUUGCAGGUCGUUUCCAACCUUGUGAUUAAAUGAUUCUAUGAUUCACAUCCCACUGACUGUGGGAGAGCUUUGGGCCAUCAGUGAGGGACAGGACCACCCUUCUCAGAGGCAGCAGCUAUGGCCCUACCCUUCUGCUGCAUCAGACAAACCAAGGGCUUGCCUCAACCUCAAAGCACCUGCACAGGGCCUUUGCCUGCCUGGAAUCACGACCUCCAAUUAUCUGCUCUAACAUGGAUGUGGGGAGGCUUUGUUGGUAAUGGCUCCAUAGGGACCAAUUAACACUCCAACACUCUCCAACAUUUCUGGACAGCGUUUUGACUGCACCUUCAUCAUUUGUUUACAGCAGGCUUUUCUCAGUACCAGAAGUUCAUGCACACCACAUUCGCUGUGGGACUCAUUACAGUGCAGAAAGACCUAACAAGGCAUUUCCAUCAAGUCUUCAAGACUUGAACUGUUCAUUAGGGAGGUCUCAGUGUUGCAGACAAAGCUUUCUAGGAGCACUGUCCAAAAAAGGGGUUGUCAUAUUUAAGGGUAUUUUUUAUUACAGCAGACACAGAGAUGUCAGUGAGUGCAGCACAACCCCUGUGACACAGAUGGCAGCUCUGUCAGGGAGAGGGAGGAACAGCCAGCAUGGGGAUGGCAUUGUGGGGAUGCAAGAGGGAAAUGUAGUCAGUGAGAGCUAAUAAGGGGAUAGUGACUGCACCAGACAAAGAUGGGAAUUAAUGUAGAUGGAGGAGAAAGAAGCCUGCGGAAGAGGAGGAAUGCUUGUGCCCAAAUGUGUGGUCAGUGCUUGUCUAGCUUUGUGUGUGGGAGGCAUGGGAGGGAGUUGACUGCCUUCAGGACCUAGGGCUGCAACUUCAGGAUAAGAUGCCUCAACUGAUUCAGCUGAAUCCCGUCCCCAUGGAAGUGAAAAGGACUGUCCUGCAGAGCCAGGUAGUUGCAGGGAGAUGUGUGGGGGGAAGGAAGGAGCUCCCCAGCAGCACAGGGGCCUUCUGCUGCUAGGGGUGCUGGGGGCUCACAGCUGCAUUGCACACUCAGGGCACUGCAGAGGGGACUUUUUAAGAAGCAGGACCAAACAUGGGACUUUCUGCCCUGUGUUCAUUUUCCUACCCUUAGGGCAGGGAUGACUGCAGAAGUGGGAGAGGAGCUGUCUAUGUUGACACACCACUGAGACUGCUGUACUGCUGUAGCUUUGGAGUUGAGUAGGAUUGUGAGCAGCAUCCUCAUGUUCCAUCAGCCUUUCCUCACUCAGUGGACAGAACGAGCGUCAGCUUUAUUGAUCCCAUUCAGGCUUUCUGAUAUGUCUGUUUAUACCUGCAAAGACAAGCAUGCACACGGAUACUGCCCUGCAAAUAGGCAGUUUCCUGACAGGCAAAGAUGGGUGCACUGACUUUUGGGUGGUGAGUGUGAGUGCAGAAAGGAAAAGAAGGAAAAGACAUGAGACAUGGAAAUGGCAGGGAGGGAAGACAAUCUCUAGGCAGCUGGGAUGUGAUCAGGCAAUGAGAGGAAAGGAAAAACAGAAAUGUUAUCUGCAGAGACAAGAGACAACCACAUAGCAUCCCUUCCAUGCAAGCCCCCUGCAUCCUCUCCCACCCAGAAAUACCUCUGCCUUCAUGGCAGUGGUGUCCAAGCAUGAACUCCCUACUCUGCAGCCAGAGCUCCAGCAGAGCAGGGCUGCAUCUCUCCAGGCAUGAGCUCCUUUCCUUCUGCAGUACAUGGGGCUGAGAGCAGCUGCCUGGGGCUGUGGACAGCAAAGUCUGUGAGGCUAGGGAAUGAGCUGACAUUCUUUUAAUGAGAUGCCAUCAUUAGGACACUUGGCUGUCUCUCUAAGACAGAUGUCUUUUCAAGCUGUGAGCUGCCCUGCAGGAUGCAAAUCUUUCUCAUAGGAUCUCUGUGUUACCUGAAAUCCCAGGGAGAUGAAGUGGGGAGAUGCCAAGAGAGAUGUCACAUUCUAAAAGUAAAACCAAGCACUCCGGCCUCUUUGCAAUUACCCACGUGGAUGGGUCAGGAUUGCUUUCUCAAGAGCCCAUGGGCAGAAGACUCUCCUCUUCCUUACAUAUUCCAAUUCAUGAAAAUGAUCUCAAAUCAUGGAUCUGAACAAUCACUUCCUUUAGAGAAAGAAAAUGUAUUGGAUUAUAUGACAGGAGGAAGGUCACCAAGGAAUGGUGCAGGGUUUUGCCAAGAGAAGUCUCACCUAACUUGCCUUUUGUUUCUUCUUUGAUGAUAACCCAUGUCCAGGAGCAGCAGAUGCCCAACAGCAGCUCCGUCAGCGAGUUCCUCCUCCUGGCGCUGGCAGACACGCGGCAGCUGCAGCUCCUGCACUUCUGGCUCUUGCUGGGCAUCUACCUGGCCGCCCUCCUGGGCAACGGCCUCAUCAGCUCAGCCGUAGCCUGUGACCACCGCCUGCACACCCCCAUGUACUUCUUCCUCCUCAACCUCGCCCUCCUCGACCUCGGCUGCAUCUCCACCACUGUCCCCAAAGCCAUGGCCAAUGCCCUCUGGGACACCAGAGCCAUCUCCUACAGUGCAUGUGCUGCCCAGGUCUUUCUGUUUUCAUUCUUAUUUUCAGCCGAAUUUUACCUUCUCACUGUCAUGUCCUAUGACCGCUAUGUUGCCAUCUGCAAGCCUCUGCAUUACAGGACCCUCAUGGGCAGCACAGCUUGUGCCAGCAUGGCAGCAGCUGCCUGGGGCGCUGGGCUUCUCAAUUCUCUGCUGCACACUGCCAAUACAUUUUCACUGCCACUGUGCCGAGGCAACGCUGUGGACCAGUUCUUCUGUGAAAUUCCUCACAUUCUCAAGCUCUCUUGUUCGUACCCUUACCUCAGGAAUCUCAGUCUUAUGACAUUCAGUGCUUUUUUGUUUUUUGGGUGUUUUGUUUUCAUUCUGCUUUCCUAUGUGCUGACCUUCAGGGCUGUGCUGAGGAUGCCCUCUGUGCAGGGACGGCACAAAGCCUUUUCCACGUGCCUCCCUCACCUGGCCGUGUUUUCCCUCUCUAUCAGCACUGGCUUCUUUACCUACCUGAAGCCCCAGUCCAUCUCCUCCCCAGCAAUGGAUGUGGCGGUGGCAAUUCUGUACUCGGUGGUGCCUCCAGCAGUGAACCCCCUCAUCUACAGUGUGAGGAACCAGGCACUGAAGGAUGCCAUUUGGAAACUGUUACUGUGGAUGUUUCCUGGUAAUCAUGAUGAUUCCAUCUCUCUCCCCAGGUGACUUCUAAUGUGUCCCAUUCUAAGCUUGUGCUUUGUUGUUUUCCAUUAGUAUGUUUUUUUCUUUAACACAUCUUCAAUAUUUUCAAACUACUUAUGCUUCUUCUGUUCCCUUCCAAUACUUUCAAUCGUCUCUUCUUUUCCUACCUUGAUUCUAUGGAACUCGAGAUUUCAGCAUAUGCCUCAUUGCAUCUGCGAUGAAAUAACAGCAAAGAAAGUACAUGAGCAGAGGAUCUCCAUUGUGGAAAAGCACAUUCAGUUGGGAGUCCUGAUGGAUCAAGAUCAGAAUUUGUGAAUGCCUCAUCUCUGGAGGCAUUCAAGGCCAGUCUUGACGUGUUCCUGGGCAGUCUGGUCUUGUGGUUGGCAACCCUGCCCACAGAAGGAGGGUUGGAACUAGAUGUUUUUUCUGAUCUUGCCAACCAAAGCCAUUCUGUGGCACCAUAAUUCAGUGGAUAUUACUUGGACUUAGUAAAACUUAUUUUUACAGAACUGUGCCUUUUGCUUUCCUUUGCUGUCAAUUAACCAUAUCCAUCUGUGUCCUCAUGUAGUUUUUCUCCAUGGGAGGAAGCUGCAAACUGGUGACUAGUGCUACUUGUAACCCAUUUACUAAACCUUUAAUCUUAACUCUAACCCCCAACCCUAACUCCUAACCCAUAACUCAAACUCCUAAUAUUGAAGUCUAACCUUAGCAUUUUCUUGUCCUAAACUUUAACCAAAACCUGAACCCUUCCCCCUAAACACCAGUUCUUCUCACAUCCCUCAACCUAACACUAAUUCAAGUGCUAGCACUUCACCUAACACUGAAUCUAAUCAUCAGUGCUAGCCCUGGCCUGAACUCUAAUCUUAAACCUAACUCUAACAGUGAACCCUAUCCCUGACCCUCUGGUUGGCAGCCGGUAUCAGGUGGGGUAAAUUAGGCUGCUGCUCUUCCAAGUCAGUUCCCAAGACAGAUGGAAUUCUCAGUAUGAGUAGGACUUGGCAUGCUUUACAAACAAAUGUUUUGUAAGAGGCUGUUCAUCAAGGCCCUGCCAUAGAGAAGUCAUCUCACCAUAAACUGGAGAAUUCAGGAAGAUCCUAACAAGCACUGGAAGAUCCAGGAAGGCUUCUGAAGUGCGAGUGGUCUGGGAUGAAGCAGUUGGCAGUACGUAAGUCUGGGAAGCAGGAUUGGGGGAUAUCUGUGAGAAGUAAAGUGAUGUCUGAAGGCCUUAGUAAGUCACUCCAACCAUAUGUGAGCCCAGAAAUUGAGAGAAAUAUGCAUCUAGAAGAGAACAAGUAUGAAGAGAAUUAGCCUGGGAACAUGGCAUGAAGAAGGCCCCUGCUGUGCCAACCAGGAGAAAAUGACAAGUUUCUAUCUGGUGUGCAUGGCUCUGCAUGUGGGAUGUGGAGUAUUUGCUCAGCCAUGCCCCAUCAGCUAGCUGACCUUAUUCUCCUCUCUUGUCCCUCCCACAUUUCAGUGGACUUCCAGAAGCAUUCAUGACUGUGGAGGAAGCCUAAUUCUCCUGCAGUGUUGGCUCAUUGCUGCAAUGGUAGAGGGAAGAGUUCGUGUGACACAGGGAAGUAUAGGCCAGUGCUUGGCAAUGCUGCUGAAUGAAGCACAGCUGAAUCAACCUCUGAUUCAAUGUGUCACGCAAAAGUCAAAACGUGUAGAAAAAAAUCUCUGUGUAAUAAAUUUAUAAUAAGUUACUCUGCUGAAUUUUGAGUGUUGUCUAUAAGUGCUCAUGAUUUAUUUUUCAGCAGCCAAGGACAUGUAGCAGUAAGAUAAUAACUUUUAUGUUUUAUCUCAACAUGGAUUUAUACAACCAUUAUUAAAAAAAAAAAAAUCACUUGUAAGUGACAUUUAGAGAUCAUUUAGUCCAACUGCCUGACCAUUUCAGGACUAACAAAAAGUGAAAGCAUGUUAUGUAGGGCUUUAUCCAGAUGUCCCUUGAGCACCAGUGGUCAUGGGUCAAGAAACGUUAAAGGAAGCUUUUUACAGUGUCUAUUUUGAACAUAGUAAGUUGGAAGAUGAAAGAGAAGCAGAGGGUUUUUGUGUCCUGACUCGAGAAAGUGACUGAUGUAGGGGCUGCAUAGGUAGAGAAUGAGGAGGAUCAAAAACUGGCUGAAUGGCCGGACCAGUCAGAGUGGUGGUCAGUGGUAGAAGGUUUUGCUGGAGGCCAGCAGCUGCAGGUGCGCUGCAGGAGUUGAUAACGGGCCUUAAUCCUACUUGAGUUUUCAUUCAUAGUCAGAACUGUGAGACAGUGGAGUUCAGGAUGCUGAGUGGAAGAACCAUGCCAAGAAGUAGGAAAACAGCCCAGUAGCAGGAAAUGUGACUCUGACACUUCAGGGACCCACUUGGAGGUACCCUUUGGGUCAGAGUACUGGAAGAUUAGGGGGACCAAGGCAGGUGGUUAACAUUCAAGCAUCACUUCCUUUGAUUCCUCUACGCUUGAGAUCAGUGCAUCCCUCUGCGUUAAAAGUCAGACAAAGCUGAACAGGGACCAGCAUGCAUGAGCAAGGAACUCAUAGAUAAUCGCAAAGGCAGGAAGAAAGUCUAUGAAAUGUGAAAAAGGGCAUGGGCACUUGGGAAGAAUAAUGGAAUGCUGCCAGGGCCUGCAGGGAUGCAAUGAGGAAAGCUAAGGCAAUUUAUAAUUAUUGCAUCUGUAAUUCAUUGAUUAUACAUGCAGACAGAGAACUGCUUGGGAGAGUGUAGUGGAGGGCAUUAAAGAUGAUUGAGACCCAGAGCAUCACCCAUAUGAGGAAAGGCAGAAAGACCUGGGCCUGUUCGGCAUGCUGUAGGGAAGGCUAAGAGGGAAUCUUAGUAAUGCUUGUGAAGAUCCGUAGGGGAUAUCAACUGGGGCAGAGUAUGAGGGGAGAAUUGUCUUCUGCCCCAGUGAAGACAAUCCUUUGAGCCCUGCCAGUCAGCCAGAUAUCAAUCCACCUCAAUCUCCACUCACCUAGCCCUCACUUCCUCAGCUCAUCUGCUAUAAUGGUUUGGGAAACAGUGUCAUUCAGCCUGAUGUUACUCUAUUUCCUGUAGGACUUUGAGGCCAUCCCAUCAGUCAGUGGUUCACUGUUUCUGUGAUUAUGCCCUGCUACAUCAGCUGUAUGCCAAACAUUUUGUCGACAAGGAUACUGUGAGAAUCUUUUGCAGAAGCUUUAUUGGGCUUCUCUUGGUUGACUAAAGGAGUAAAUCUGUCAUCAAAGCAAAUUAAGUUUAUCCACAGGACUCUCCUCUCCUGAACCCAUGUUGGCUGUUACCAAUAAGUGUGUUGGCUUUGCAGUGUUUCUCAGAAGCUCCCAGAAUGAUCUCCUCCAUAAUUUUGCAGGUACCACAGUGAGACCGGCAGGCCUGUAAUUCUCAAGGUCUUCUUUCUUGCUCUUCUUGGAAACUGGGAUGUUUACCAGCUUCCAGUCAACUGGGAUCUGUCAAGAUUCCUAAGAUCCUUGGAUAAAUGCCACAGGCCAUACAACUGGAGCAGAAAAUUCAACACAGGUUGAAUAGUCAGGUCCUCCCCCAUAGGCUUAUCUCACUCCAUGUGUCCAUUCACCAUCACUUUCACACAAACUCUAGAAGAAAAUCUCUGCUCCAAGGAGCUGGACUUCCACCCCGCUUUCAACAAAUUGGAGAGGAAAAAAGUUUUAAAUUCAGAAAGCAACUAAACAUGAUAUGUGAUAAAACGUUAGGCAAUAAUUCAUGGAGUAAAAGAGGAAAACCUGCUUCACUCUUUAUUUCUUCUACUUUUUCUACCCAGUGCAAACCAGCACAGUGGUUCUGAGAAUACGGUGAUGUAAGAUGAGAACACAAAAUAGUGAGAAUGCUUUUUGGGGGAACCUAUAAGGAAAGAGGAAAAACAUGACCGAUGCCACAGGACAGCAAUUAUUGGAUGCAAUUAAGAAGUAAAUCAUCCCAGCUCUUGGCUGGGCUGCUACCUCCCGUUGCUGGGGAUCUCCAGGCCUCCCCGCUGCUUGCUUCCUCCCCACACAUUUUCCCUUGGAGCUGUGAGUUCCUGCAACUCCCAGGGCCCUCCUCUGCUGCGCCAGACCAGGCCCCUGCUCCCUGGGAUGGAAGAAGCAGCACUCCUUGGUACUGCAAUCAUCAUCUCCUUGCAGCUUGCUGGGGGGUCAGGGAGCCUUCAGACACACUCAGUGCUUUACUUCCUACCCACUGCAUUCCAAGCACAGCAGGUUUAUCUGAGCACAGCAAAUGUGAAGGCCCUGCUGCAGGAGGUCUCAGACACACCCUUCCCAGCUCAAAAUAAAAACCUUGAAGUUCAAAAGGGAUCACAAGCAAGGCAAACAUGCACUGGAGAGCACUCUGGUAUCUCUGUGCUGUGGAGAUAAGCUGCUUGUGCACCGUGUGGGUUUGCACAGCCUUCUGCUCCUACCACCUCCUGAAACUUGGGAGGGUGCAUUUAGGAAGAACAAGCUCAGCUUUUUCUAGUUUUAUUGGAGAAGGCACAUUACUGCUCUCCUGACCCUUCCCUCAGGUUCAUCAGUGCACUCACAAAUUACUGAGAGCAACACAUGCACACAGACACACAAAACAUCCCUGCACAGCCACUUCUCCUUAGGAAACAGCAUCAAAAAGCUGCUGACAGGAAGAGCAGAAGACGAAAGUGGGC